Talpa occidentalis (Iberian mole) is the source of this 2069-nucleotide messenger RNA. It is a transcript of the gene PPARG, whose product is annotated as peroxisome proliferator activated receptor gamma. Gene Ontology annotation, molecular function: zinc ion binding; nuclear receptor activity; RNA polymerase II cis-regulatory region sequence-specific DNA binding. Gene Ontology annotation, cellular component: nucleus. The record is from RefSeq and is a predicted model, not a curated record. The coding region runs from base 415 to 1842 and encodes 475 amino acids. The transcript has 8 exons. Gene Ontology annotation, biological process: positive regulation of transcription by RNA polymerase II; negative regulation of inflammatory response; regulation of lipid metabolic process. NCBI's taxonomy places the organism in Eukaryota, Metazoa, Chordata, Mammalia, Eulipotyphla, Talpidae.
AUGGAAUGUAGCACAGCUAUUCUAGGAUACCUCAGCCCUUUGUAAGAGCCAAGGAUAUGAAUCCUAAGACAAUAGACACGUUUACUUAGCUAAUCUGCUCCAUGGGUCCUCCUUUUAAAAAUCUGCUGCACUUGGACUGUGCUCCAUCCACCUUCCCAAAACGGUGGACGCACAACUUUACCUUUACCUGAGCUUCACAGCCAGGUGCCAUCUAGAAUAAGGCUAUAUUUUAAUGAGUAUUUUGCUAUCUAUACAUUUUUGUCAAACAUCUGUCUUUUAAGAUGAUUCAUCCUUUUGAGAUCUGGCUUUCUGAAGUCUACACAAUAAUGGAGAUUUGAAAGAAGUCAACUCUAAGCCACAGAUAUUCAAGAAAGCCUUUUUCUCAAACGAGAGCCACCCUUUAACGAAAUCACCAUGGUUGACACAGAGAUGCCAUUCUGGCCCACCAACUUUGGGCUCAGCAACGUGGAUCUCUCUGUAAUGGAUGAGCACUCUCACUCCUUUGACAUCAAGCCCUUCACCACGGUUGAUUUCUCCAGCAUUUCUACCCCCCACUAUGAAGACAUGCCGUUUGCGAGAGCUGACCCAAUGGUUGCUGAUUAUAAGUAUGAUCUGAAGCUCCAAGAUUACCAAAGUGCAAUCAAAGUGGAGCCUGCAUCCCCCCCUUAUUAUUCUGAAAAGACUCAGCUGUACAAUAAGCCUCAUGAAGAGCCCUCCAACUCCCUCAUGGCAAUCGAAUGCCGUGUCUGUGGAGACAAAGCUUCGGGGUUCCACUAUGGAGUUCACGCUUGUGAAGGAUGCAAGGGUUUCUUCCGGAGGACAAUCAGAUUGAAGCUUAUUUAUGAUAGGUGUGAUCUGAACUGUCGGAUCCACAAAAAAAGUAGAAAUAAAUGUCAGUACUGUCGGUUUCAGAAAUGCCUUGCCGUGGGGAUGUCUCAUAAUGCCAUCAGGUUUGGGCGGAUGCCACAGGCCGAGAAGGAGAAGCUGUUGGCGGAGAUCUCCAGCGAUAUCGACCAGCUGAACCCAGAGUCUGCUGAUCUCCGGGCCCUCGCCAAACAUUUGUAUGACUCAUACAUAAAGUCCUUCCCGCUGACCAAAGCAAAGGCGAGGGCCAUCUUGACAGGAAAGACUACAGACAAAUCACCAUUUGUCAUCUAUGACAUGAAUUCCUUAAUGAUGGGAGAAGAUAAAAUCAAGUUUAAACACAUCACCCCCCUGCAGGAGCAGAGCAAAGAGGUGGCCAUCCGCAUCUUCCAGGGGUGUCAGUUCCGCUCUGUGGAGGCCGUGCAGGAGAUCACAGAGUACGCCAAAAGCAUCCCUGGUUUCGUGAACCUCGACUUGAACGACCAAGUAACCCUCCUGAAAUAUGGCGUCCAUGAGAUCAUCUACACCAUGCUGGCCUCCUUGAUGAAUAAAGAUGGGGUUCUCAUAUCAGAAGGCCAAGGAUUCAUGACCAGGGAGUUUCUAAAAAGCCUGAGAAAGCCCUUUGGUGACUUUAUGGAACCCAAGUUUGAGUUUGCUGUGAAGUUCAAUGCACUGGAAUUAGACGACAGCGACUUGGCCAUAUUUAUAGCUGUCAUUAUUCUCAGUGGCGACCGCCCAGGUUUGCUGAAUGUGAAGCCCAUUGAGGACAUCCAGGACAACUUGCUGCAAGCGCUGGAGCUCCAGCUCAAGCUGAACCACCCCGAGUCCUCUCAGCUAUUUGCCAAGCUACUCCAGAAAAUGACAGACCUCAGACAGAUCGUCACAGAACAUGUGCAGCUAUUGCAGGUCAUAAAGAAAACAGAGACAGACAUGAGUCUGCACCCUCUCCUACAGGAAAUCUACAAGGACUUGUAUUAGCAGAGAAGUCCCGAUUCACUGACCACGUUUGCCUUCUUCCGAUUGCACUAUCAUGUUGAGGGAAAAUCUGACACCUAAAAAAAACAAAAAAACAAAAAAAAAACCUACUGUGAAAAAUGCAUUUUAAAAAGAAAAAGUUUUAGAAUAAUAGAUCUAUUUUAUGCAUAUUGUUUAUAAAGAUACAUUUACAAUUUACUUUUAAUAUUAAAAAUUACCACAUUAUGAAA